CAGCUCAUGACGUCACUCUUUAGAACGUCGAUCAGUUAUUUAUGCUAGCUAGCUAGCUAACGUUAUUAGCAUUUAGCUUCAUUUGCAGCGGGGUAUCGUCGGUUUUCAAAUGUCUUACUGGAUCUGCUGCAACUCCUGCUUCCUUUGCCCCAGUGCUGACAGAAAACUGGCUGUCACCACCUGUGGACAUAUCAUCUGCAAUGUCUGUCAUCAGAAAGGAAAACCAGGCAUGUGUUUAAUAUGCAACGCCAAAUGCCAAGUAUCACCUCUCACCGACAAAAGCAGCUCAGAAGUGAAGGCCCUGUUCACCGACAUCAACGUUGUGGCAACAAAAAACUUCACAGAAAUCAGCAAAGUUUUAAUGUUCCAGGCAAGACACCAAAAGAGACUGUUGUCUUACUACCAGCAGAGGGAUGAGAAACUAGAGGAGGUACUAGUCAAGAUGAAGCAAGAAAUGCAGCAGAUGGCAAAGAAGCUGAAGGACCAGAGCGCCUACAUCACUAAGCUGGAACACUCUCUUCAUCAUCAGAGUGCCAAAGUUUCUUCAGUGCCUCAGAUGAGCCACAGCUUGCAUACUCCACAUGGACAUAAAUCAGUGUCAGUCCUACAGAUCCCAUAUCACUCCCCCAUGUCCAUCUCUAGACACUCCUCAAUGAAUACCAUCUCUGAAAACAUGGACGUGGAUGAAAGGAGUCUGUUCAGGAAACCCAGCACCGUCCCCAGACUGUCGUUAAUCAGCCCUCCACAGGACGGGCGAAUGGGCACCAUCCCUCACAGGUCGUCCAAUCAGAGCUUGCCGGCCAACCACUCAGCUUCGUCGGCGACAGUCAGUCGUUUUCAAGGAAAUCUGAUGACGCCAGAAAUUUCGUUCGGUCAGAGCUCUGGAUGGAAAUCUCCAAUCUUCAAACCUCUCUCCUCCUUCAGACACUCCAUGUCCUCCCUGGUCUGCCCUCCUAGUUAUCAGACACACAAAUAAACAGUCAGGAAGCCUUUAGAGGACAAACACCUGGCCCCUGACUUGUAAUAAA
Messenger RNA from Trematomus bernacchii (emerald rockcod), 1028 nucleotides. Its product is annotated as probable E3 SUMO-protein ligase RNF212. The transcript is spliced from 13 exons. The coding region runs from base 110 to 976 and encodes 288 amino acids. Gene Ontology annotation, biological process: protein sumoylation; reciprocal meiotic recombination; homologous chromosome pairing at meiosis. Gene Ontology annotation, molecular function: SUMO transferase activity. Gene Ontology annotation, cellular component: synaptonemal complex. The record is from RefSeq and is a predicted model, not a curated record. NCBI's taxonomy places the organism in Eukaryota, Metazoa, Chordata, Actinopteri, Perciformes, Nototheniidae.